This is a messenger RNA of Lottia gigantea (owl limpet), 882 nucleotides long. RefSeq lists its product as hypothetical. The transcript has 8 exons. The annotation marks the transcript as partial. NCBI's taxonomy places the organism in Eukaryota, Metazoa, Mollusca, Gastropoda, Lottiidae. The record is from RefSeq and is a predicted model, not a curated record.
UUAUAUCAAGGUAAUACUGGAUUAUGGUUUGCCUGGUUAGUGGAUAAUGAAUCUAAAAAAUUACGUGGUGGAACUAUUCCUAGUAGAAUCAGACUAGAAGAUGAAAUGGUACUAAGAAGAAGUCUGUCUGAGAACUUCAGUUUACAUGAUUGUGAAGGUUCAAGACGUGGGUCUGGAACUGCCAGGAGAAGUUUCUUCCGCCGUCGUAGUCGACAUCAUCGCAAUAAUUCCAAGGAUAGUCGAGAAUUUAAUUCAUUCUCUGAUGCUUCCUUAAAUAGUGAUUCCGUUCCUAUACUCGAUGAUUCCAUAUUUGGAUAUACCAAAAUAGAAAAACAAGAAUCUAAUAUGAUUCGCCCUGUUGUAGUAUUAGCACCAUUAAGUGAUGCUGUUAUAAAUAAAUUGAUAGCUGAAUCACCUGAUAAAUAUUGUCAAUGUCAAACAGUGUUAAUGUCAUCAUCAGCUAUGUCUAUGGAACAGAAUUUAUCUCGUGGACAUUAUAUAGAUUAUUGGAAACAAGAUGAUCAAUAUGAAUGUAUCCGAGUGGCUGAUAUUAAAGAUAUCUGUGAUAAGAAAAUGCAUUGUUUAUUAAAUGUUGGUGUUGAAGCUAUAGAAAGAUUACAAAGAUUAAAGAUAUAUCCUAUUGUUGUAUUUGUACAUCAUAAAAGUCCAAAACAAAUAAGAGAGGUUCGUGAUGUCCAAUUUUUACCAGAAAAAAUGACCACCAAAUUAGCCAAAGAAUUAUAUGAUCAAAAUCAGAAAUUAGAACAGGAAAACCAACAUACCUUUUCAUGUGUUAUACAAGGUGGUAACUUGGCUCAUAUGUGUAUGUCUAUUAAAUCAGUGAUAUCUAAUGAACAGAAGAAAACUAUCUGGCUUACUGCU